UUCCAAUUUAUUCAGUAGUACUUUAGACAACGUAAAUCAAACAACUCAACAAUGUCUAAUACAAUUUUAACCAUAUUUAUGGUGUUGUUUCUAACACAGGCCACUUUUGGUAAACCCAUAGACAACACUUCCAAAUCCGAAGACUCUGCCGAAGAAAUUAACGAUUUAACACCCAAACAACAGCUUUUGGUCUACGUCACCGAAAAUUUACAACAAGUAUAUCAACCAUUUGUCGAAAAUCUUGUUCAUAUAGGCCAUAAUUUGCUGCAGAACGAUUCCUGGGUGGAAAAAGAUAGCCCGAAACAUUUAGAGUUGAAAAAAAAUUUAACCAUGUUUGUGGAAAGAUAUGGUGCAACCAACAAGGAACCAAAAGAAGAGUCUGCCAAUACUACCGAACUUCCUGAGGCAGCUGUAACACCAGCAUCAACAUUUAACUUGGACCAGCUAAUCAAAGAUAUGAAUCAACACCAAAUGGAAUUUAUCAAAGAAUUUGAUCAAUUUGUGGAGAGUUUCAAGGAAAGGUUUGAACAGUCUAAAAUGUUAUUGGAAAAGCCUCUAUUGGACUGGUAUGAGAAGUUUAUAACUUUAACAGAUGUAAGGAAAAAACUUACAGCUUUCAAUGAGUUUGUAGAUUUGGCUGCAGCAUGAAAUAGUAAUUAUUAAAAAGUAAUAAAAUGAAUGAUUUAUGUGAAAAAGAA
Messenger RNA from Calliphora vicina (urban bluebottle blowfly), 698 nucleotides. RefSeq lists its product as uncharacterized. The record is from RefSeq and is a predicted model, not a curated record. The coding region runs from base 52 to 648 and encodes 198 amino acids. The transcript has 2 exons. NCBI's taxonomy places the organism in Eukaryota, Metazoa, Arthropoda, Insecta, Diptera, Calliphoridae.